GUACUAUCUCAAGUAGUUCAUCAUACUACGAUGAAGAUGAAGAAGAUGAUUACAAUUGGAAUUUGAAAUCAAUCUUAAAGAAGAACCACAGCAAAGAAGAUGAAGAAGAUGAAGAUUAUUUAUGCAUUUCUGAUUUAAGACAUCAUCAACAAAGAAAGAAAGUAUCAUUCAAUUACAUUGUUAAUACUAGAGAAAUCAUUAAUGGUAUCUCUGUUGAUUAUGAUUUCUUAGAUCAUGAUUGUUUGUAA
Molecule: messenger RNA, 248 nt
Organism: Hemisphaericaspora subhashii
Lineage: Eukaryota; Fungi; Ascomycota; Pichiomycetes; Serinales; Debaryomycetaceae
Exons: 1
Source: RefSeq, a predicted model, not a curated record